Molecule: messenger RNA, 897 nt
Organism: Heterocephalus glaber (naked mole-rat)
Lineage: Eukaryota; Metazoa; Chordata; Mammalia; Rodentia; Bathyergidae
Gene: Ftl
Product: ferritin light chain
Biological process (GO): iron ion transport; intracellular iron ion homeostasis
Cellular component (GO): cytoplasm
Molecular function (GO): ferrous iron binding; ferric iron binding
Source: RefSeq, marked provisional
AGCGGCGCGUCUGGAGGUCCCGCGGCUCUGUCUCUUGCUUCAACAGUGUUUGGACGGAACAGACCCGGGGACUCCCUCUUUUUCAUCCUCCAUCCACCUUCCAGUUACAGAUUUCGGGACCAUCAUCUCGCCCAUCUCCUGCUUCCAGGACCGGCCAACACCGUUCUUUUGUGGGUAGCUCCUUAUUGCUAACUAGCCAUGACUUCUCAGAUUCGUCAGAAUUAUUCCACCGAGGUGGAGGCUGCCGUCAACCGCCUGGUGAAUCUGCACCUGCGGGCCUCCUACACCUACCUCUCUCUGGGCUACUACUUCGACCGUGACGAUGUGGCUCUGGCAGGCGUGGGCCAUUUCUUCCGCGAGCUGGCCAAGGAGAAACGGGAGGGUGCCGAGCAUCUCCUGAAAAUGCAAAACCAGCGCGGAGGCCGAGUGCUCUUCCAAGACGUGCAGAAACCUUCUGAAGAUGAGUGGGGUAAAACCCUGGACGCUAUGGAAGCUGCCCUGGCCCUGGAGAAGAACCUGAACCAAGCUCUUUUGGAUCUUCAUGCCUUGGGCUCUGCCAAGACAGACCCCCAUCUCUGUGAUUUCCUGGAGAACCACUUCCUGGAUGAGGAGGUGAAGCUCAUCAAGAAGAUAGGCGACCACCUCACUAAUGUCCGCAGGCUGGCCGGCCCCCAGGCUGGGCUGGGCGAGUACCUCUUCGAAAGGCUCACCCUCAAACAUGACUAGGAGGCCCCGGAGCCUGGUGGCCUUUGAGGGGCUCCUGCUCACUUGGCAUCAGGGCUUUGGCCUAACCCUCUCCCUCCAGCCAGUAGUAGGCAGCUUUGUAGGCAGCUUUUUCACCUCUCUGGAGCCCCCUUCUAAGUCUUGGACCAAAAGAAAAUAAAGCCUUUUGCAGCA